Molecule: messenger RNA, 3878 nt
Organism: Trichoplusia ni (cabbage looper)
Lineage: Eukaryota; Metazoa; Arthropoda; Insecta; Lepidoptera; Noctuidae
Product: transient receptor potential channel pyrexia-like
Exons: 11
Coding region: 147-3686 (1179 amino acids)
Biological process (GO): monoatomic ion transport; transmembrane transport
Cellular component (GO): membrane
Molecular function (GO): monoatomic ion channel activity; protein binding
Source: RefSeq, a predicted model, not a curated record
UACAAGAAAAAUUGUUAGUAAAGAAAUAGUGUUAGUGUAAAGAAGUUUUAAGUGUCGUGUGUGUUUGUUUACAAGUCUAAGUAUCAGCUGCUAUAGUGCAUCGCUGAGAGACUUUAAGUUGUUAAAAAGAGUUACAAAAAAUAGACAUGGAUACACCUAAUUCUAUUAGUGGCAAUAAUAGUCCAACGCCUCCCUCUGAUCAGGAUGUGGAGCCACGAGUACGAUUCCUUGAGCCGUCAGCAUCACCUAGUGACAAUGGGCUCAUUAAGCCCAAGCCACUUUAUCGACCCAGAAGCUACAGUCUUUUCGAUAUGUUUGAAGAUCGCGAACCGCUUAUAAAAGUAGACAAAGUGGAUCAAGCGGGUUCAGAAGAAUCUUUGUCUAUUAAUAAGAGUAUGGUGAAUGUCUUCUCUCUGACACUCCCCAAGCUGUGCAGGUCUAGCCAGAAAUCCAGAAGACUCAAUACUCUAUUGCUGGAAGCUAUCAAUAGUCUAGACGUACAGGAAAUUGAGAGGUUAGUAAAAGCUGGUGCCAACCCUAACUCGACCUGUGGCUUAAAUAAUGUAUCAGCUUGUCACCUCGCAGCCUUGAGGUCAGACGAUGCGCUGUCCCUUCUUAUUAGUUAUGGAGCUGAUAAAGAUAGAUCGGACAGACUAGGUCGGACACCGCUCCAUAUAGCCGCUUGGGCGGGAAACGCAAAACAUAUUGCCUUACUACUUGGAUUUUCAAAAGAACUACAAGAUCAGAUAGAAAAUGGUGAAUUAUGUGAAAUUAUACAAGCUCAAGUAAGAAAAGAGAGUAAAAAAGAAAGUUAUAUAUCGGAAUUAGUGAACUCAAAAUGUGACUUCAGUCAGGCUAAUAUAAUCGUCCCUAAAGAUUGGAAAGACAACAAGAUAGAUCACAACUGCAAAGAGAUUGAUAAAACCCUGCCCUUGCUCCAAUCAGGCUGGACGGCGUUGCACGCAGCGAGCUCUCGUGCACAAUACCACUGCGCUUGCCUUCUGAUGGCGGCUGGUGCCGAGCCCUGCUCACGCGAUCUCAUUGGCAGAACUCCCCUGGAUAUCGCAGGAUCAGCCUAUUACAGUAACGAAAACAUAAAUGCCAAAAAUUUUGCAGAUCUCGUCACAAUAUUAGUUGAUGCAAAUUGCAAGAAUUAUACUCUAAAGAACAGGAAGACAGUCAAUACUCCACUUCACACUGCUGUCGAAUUAGGCAGCUUAAAGGCUGUGUCUGUCCUUGUUAAUGCCAAGGUACCUGUGAACUGGUUGAACCGAGCUGGGCUGACUGCUCUCCAUAUUUGUGUCAGAAAGAAGCUGAAAGAGCAUUUGCAGGUUUUAGCAAACCACGGUACAAAUGAAUGUGAUGAUACUGAAACAAUAGAAAUCCGGGAUAAGGACGGAAACACGGUACUACACCAAGCAAUUGUAGAGAAUUGGCCUGCAGGAGUACGCGUCGCCAUUGAAGCCGGAGCUAAUAUCAUGGCCAAGGAUAAUGACGGCGAAAGUCCAAUACAUUUAGCAGCUGCAAAUGGUAACGUGGAAAUCCUUACGGAAAUCUUAAAUGUUGCAACAGACAAGAACAUUGUAGACACAGUGAAUAAUCUGAGAGAAACUGCAUUAUUCAAAGCGGUUAUGAAUGGGCACACUGACUGUGUGAAAAGACUUCUGAAGGAGGGAGCUUCUAUCCGUAAGACCUUACCUAGACAAGUGAACGUGUUUCACGUAGCUGCUGAAAAGGGUUUCUUGAAUGUACUACGAGUUUUAUUAGACCACGACUACUCCAUCACAAGAAUGAUGGUCAACCACCUUACAGCUGAUGAUAAAAAAGGAUUUGGGCCAAUCCACUUCGCAGUAAUAAAUAACCAUGCGAAGUGCGUCAAGCUGCUACUAUCAAGAAACGCUUAUCGAAGUCUUAGAGUUUCCUAUGGAUUUCACAGGGGUUCAACGCCUCUACAUAUAGCCGCAAUCAACAAUAACGUCGAUAUUGCUAAAAUUAUCAUGAAGAAUAAUGAAGAAACUAUACACACUAUGAAUGAUUUGGGAUGGACCCCAUUACACACUGCCAGCCAUUACGGAAGCAGAGAUAUGAUAAUUCUUUUACUAGAAGAAGGCGCUGAUCUUGCCAGCCUAACUAAUGGCCCAAAUAACUGUAGGACAACAGCAAUAGACAUGAUAAUGAAUAACUUGUCCAAACCAACAGAUUUUAUGGAGCAAAUCUUUGAUAGAUAUAUUAACACCAAUUCCAGUCUUCAAGAUGCUAAUUGUGAGGUUAUAGUUGAUUAUAAGAUCUUGGUACCAAAUGAGGAAGCAAAGGAACAAAUUAAAGUCAUUGAUGCAUUACUUAAGACGGGGGAUCGAUAUGGUCAAAGACGAUUACUGGUACAUCCGCUACUAGAAAGCUUUUUAUGUUUAAAAUGGAAAGCUCUUCAGCCAUUCUUCUAUACAAUGAUAGCUCUCUACGCUUUCUUCGUGAUGUCAUUGACGACGUACAUUGUAUCAGUGUUCUUUUAUAAGGAUACUAAAAUAGAUCCCCCGAUCUAUCUUAAUGACGUGGUAUGGAUGGUAGUUUUGUAUAUUGUUGUCUUUCUUAUCAUAUCACAGGAAAUACUGUUUAUGAAAGUAAAUGAAACAUAUUUUCGGCAACUCGAAAGUUGGGUGAAGGUUUGUUCAGUAUGCUUGGCGGUGGCUCUGCCUACCGUCGCUACUAGGAUAGACCUGUCAGGCACGGAUUGGCCUCGACACGUAGCUACUGUGGCUUUACUCUUAUCAUGGCUCGAAAUGAUGUUCCUACUGUCCAGGUUUCCUAAAUGGGGAUAUUAUGUACUCAUGUUUGGAAAGGUAUCCACGAACGUGAUGAAGAUUCUCUUAACAUUUGCGUUCCUAGUAAUCGGAUUCUCUCUUAGUUUCAUGAUACAAUUUCACUCACAAGUACCAUUCGAGCAUCCCUGGGCUGCACUCGUAAAAACCAUGGUGAUGAUGACGUCAGAAUUCGACUAUGAAGACCUCAUGAAACAAACUGAUUCCGAAAAGUUCGUGCAUUCACUUCUAGUUGUUCGCCUUAUUUUCUUUGUGUUCUUAAUUUUAGCAGCUAUAGUACUCAUGAAUCUAUUAGUAGGUGUUGCUGUAAAUGAUCUACAUAAUUUACAACUAUUAGGCAACGUAAGGAGACUUGGGAAACAAGUCGAAUUCUUAGGAUCUUUAGAAAACCUAGUCUACAAUAAAAUAUUUAUGAAACUAAUGCCGAACUGCUUGAAGGAAAUUUUGAAGAAACAAACGAAAAAAUUGAAAGAUUUUGUUUUAAGGCCAAGCAUGCCAAAAUCGAAGGGUUACAGAUCUCUACCAUCGCAUAUAAGAGAUGCUAUUUUUGAAAAAGCACAAAUGCAUAAAAAGCAGUUGGAAGACGAAAUAGGUACUCAGAAGGACAGAAAGAAGCUAGACGAAAUAUAUGAAGUGACAGUACAGAAAUUCUGUCGUAAACAACCUAAUGCUAAAAAUUUUAGUGCCCCAGGUAACAGGACGCGUAGUGUUCCGAAUUUCUCGCAACUAGCUGGUCAAGUAAUCGAUCUUGAUUCAUCGCUAGACGAUGUCAAAAAUCAAACAACGCUAUCGAUAAAAGAAUUGAAAGGCUCUAUCGCAAUGCUAAAUAAUAAAAUGAACUUGAUUCUUAGUAAAUUAGAAAAACUAUGAUGUAAAGAAAAUUUAUAAUGAAUUAUGGAUCAGGAAAUUUUCAAGACGACUCCUUUAAAUCACAGCAAUAGGACAAAAUGCAGCAUUAUAGUUGCAAUAAUUAGAUGUAAGUUAAUACGAACAAAACUAGAUUUUCACAUGUUGUAACAAAAAAUCAAGACUGCUUUAUAGAAAUAAAUGUUUUUUCAUGAA